Messenger RNA from Temnothorax curvispinosus, 761 nucleotides. RefSeq lists its product as uncharacterized. Gene Ontology annotation, biological process: lipid transport. Gene Ontology annotation, molecular function: lipid carrier activity. The transcript has 2 exons. Lineage: Eukaryota; Metazoa; Arthropoda; Insecta; Hymenoptera; Formicidae. The annotation marks the transcript as partial. The record is from RefSeq and is a predicted model, not a curated record.
UUACAAAACGUCACGUUUUCGACGACCUUGACGUAUCAGAAUGUGAACGUUACAGAAGAAGUCUCGAGGAAUCAUAUCAAAUCUGAACAGUGGUUCGAGAUUUAUUUCAAUGAGCAUGGUGUACAGUAUAUACUCGUGCCUGCAAAAUCUGACAAGGUGAUCAGAAGUAUUAUGAAAGAUAUUGCUAAUCAAUUCAACAUAGGUGGUGAUAAGAUGGCUAAACUGGCAAAUGGGAAUUUCCCAUUUGGUUCUACCACUUUUACCGAAAGGGAAGAGACACCGAUAGGCGUUUGCACAACCAAGCACAAUAUGCAUACGCUAUAUGGAGUCUACGACAGGAACGAGCAUUUCAAGUUCCAAAUUAUACCGUUAGCGAUGGCAAAGCAUUUUGCUGAACAAAGAAGUACGCGUAUACGUAUUGAGAAAAAUAGAGAGAACUGCGAAUAUUCGGAAAAAUUUGACUCCUUCUUGAACGGGAUGCAAGUAAACGAAUAUUUGUAUACUAUGGAAGUAAUGGAUGAUAAAUUAAGAAUGUCCACUACGAUGGGUGUGCAACUACCACGUAUUCCAUGGAAACAAUCUGGGUCACCUGUAUUUACGGAAACAAUGCUGCUUAAUCUAACUAACAUCAGAUCUCCACAAACUAUAGCACAGAACGAGUAUCAUUCCUGGACUACUAUCAGGACUAUUUAAUCAAAUUCCAAAAAUAUACAUUAUUCAGGCUGCGGUCCACUUGACGCUACAAAUACUUUGGAGCGUUC